This is a messenger RNA of Neopsephotus bourkii (Bourke's parrot), 375 nucleotides long. RefSeq names its product claw keratin-like. Bases 1 to 375 code for a protein of 124 amino acids. Gene Ontology annotation, molecular function: structural constituent of cytoskeleton. Gene Ontology annotation, cellular component: intermediate filament. The transcript has a single exon. The record is from RefSeq and is a predicted model, not a curated record. NCBI's taxonomy places the organism in Eukaryota, Metazoa, Chordata, Aves, Psittaciformes, Psittacidae.
AUGUCCUGCUCCAGCCUGUGUGCCCCUUCCUGUGGGAUGGCCGCCCCAUGCCCCCUGGCUGACACCACCAACGAGCCCUGUGUGCGUCAGUGCCAGAGCUCCUCGGUGGUGAUCCAGCCCCCAGCCACGGUGGUCACCUUCCCCGGACCCAUCCUCAGCUCCUUCCCGCAGCACAGCGCUGUGGGCUCAGCGGGAGUCCCUGCCAUUGCUGGGGGCUCCGGUGGCAGUUAUGGAGGCCGUGGUGGUUAUGGUGGCUCUGGUGGCUACGGAGGCCUUGGUGGCUAUGGGGGCUAUGGAGGCUUCGGUGGCUGUGGAGGAUAUGGCGGCUGGGGCCGAGGCCUCAUGUCCUUUGGUGCCAGCUGUGGGAGCUGCUAA